This is a messenger RNA of Auanema sp. JU1783, 588 nucleotides long. The record is from the annotation of a GenBank genome assembly. Lineage: Eukaryota; Metazoa; Nematoda; Chromadorea; Rhabditida; Rhabditidae.
CUGCCACCUCCUGUUGUUCAUACGGAAUGUCUGAAGCCUGAGACAGCUUGUGCUCAAGGCUAUUACUGUGGGCCAUAUGGAUGUACGCGUGUGCGCAGAACGAGAUUGCAUGGUGUCCGAAAUAUGGGCGGAAGUAAGAGUUUGACAAACACAGCAGCAAGUGUCCCUACUUUCACAACAUUUGGGGAAAUAAACAAACUGAUGUUUGGUUGUUGCCAAGAUCAUGAACUACCGGAUGCGUGUUUGGAAAAAUGUGGUUUCAAUCACUUCGACAAGCACUCAAUAAUUCAAAUGGCUUUAGGUCAGAACAAGUGCCCUCUGAUUGCUGUACCUGUGAUUCAUUCUUGUGCUUCGCAGGGAAGAGAUCAUUCAGAGUGUUGUACCCGAUCGGGAGUUAGCAAAGAUUGCAUUUCAUUUUGUCAGCCGUUUGUAAGAAAACGACGAUUCGUUCAAAAACAGAUGCACUGCUUAGAUGAAGUUGAGCUCAUGAAAGCGUGCUUCUAUACGGAUAUCGUCCAUGAAAUAAGAAAAGACAUGAAAAGAGAGAUGGAAGACUCUUGGAGGAAGGAUGCUUAUCUAAGAUUGUAG